UGUGUCCGAUUAUUUGGAAAGGUGAUAAAGGUUUUAAAUUCCAACACCACGAUACGUUCUCCAAGCGGUUGACUGAAACAUAAGUUUCCCAUCUCUAUUUUUGUUCUGCGGCGGGUUUAAACAGCUAUGGGUCUUUCUAACGUAAUAAAAUGUCUCGCCCGUUCGAAUAUUGUCCAAAGCAUCAUUCACCUUUUCAGAGCAAACGACACUCUUUGGGUCGAAAAUGGAAGGUUUUUUUUAAAUGGAACAAAAACGGGAAGGGUGCCUGACGCAUUGUGCUGCCAGUCUCCAAGGAGAUAAAUAUAUUCACUUGUAGCACAUAGUGGGGACACAUGUCAAACAAAGGGACAGCCACAAUAUAAGUGGCAGCAGCUCCCUCGGUUCUCCACCCCUCCCCGCCCCUAAACAAAAUCCAUAGCACGGGGCCGCACGGAGUCUGAGUAUCACUGUUACUGCUGCACACCGCACUGUGCAGGUCGUAUCUGAGCUCCUUCAGCCUGGUGUCAUCAGCAGCAGCCAAUACUUUUUGAAGCAGAGCUGCCGAAAAGGAUGACUAAAAAGGUUUUCACCAACACAAGGGAGAGAUGGAGGCAGCAAAACGUAAACAGCGCCUUUGCAGAGUUGCGCAAACUGGUCCCGACUCACCCUCCAGAUAAGAAACUGAGCAAAAACGAAAUUUUGCGCCUGGCGAUGAAAUACAUCGAUUUCCUGGUGAAGCUGCUUAAAGAUCAAGGAAUAGAUCAAGAAAGUGGGAAGUUUAGCAACUCAGCAUCCUUUCCGGAGGUUACCCACGGAUGGUCCCCAGGACAGAGAGUACCGGUGGAUGGGAGCAGCACCCCCCCUUCACCAGUGUCAGGUAGCAGCAGCGGGAAUGAGAGAUCAGUCAGUCCCAGCAGCUUACCCGAGGACCAGUCCUGCGCAGCCGACAGCGCCGUAGCACCAUCCACUGCCAUUCUGUAUCAGUUUGCUCUGUUAAAAAAGUUAAAUGUUUUGUAGCUCCUAGAAAGCGUCAUGUUCCCUAAAUGUGUGCUUGUCCAUAUUUAGUUCUUCCCUGACCUCCGCGAAAUGCUGGUCACAAAAUCCUUUAUAUCUGUUCACAACAACAACAAAAAAUAAUAACCUGGAAACAAAAUAAAUUCCGCAUCAUUGCCGUGACAUUCAUGCACCAGCCAAAGGUGUUGAGGACCACACUGGUAAAUGAUUACCCCUCAGGUAGUGAAUUCCGCUAUGAAGCACGAAUCGUUUUAUUUCUAAACUCCACCCGUUGGAUUAUUAACAUGCUGCCCUUUUCUAAGCUUAGACUGACCGGGCCGGGGGGAACGGAAUCUUCCUGCGGGUAAUGAUUUUGAAUUCAAUGGGAAACCGGCCGGAUGCAGUAUUGAAAAUCUACCGGCGUAGGGGAGGAUACAUUUCCACUUCAUUUGCAGAUGCUAGGUUUUGUGGUGGGUAGCGCUGCUGAUACCAAUUUGUGUGCAAUAAUGUACUACAGGAAUUUCACUCACCUGCGACAAACCGUGCAGCCAAGUCUCUUGAACAAUUUGGUGCAUGUCUGAGCAGACCUUCCUCCGUGGAAACUGGUUAAUCUCAACUGGAGCUCAGUCCUGGGACGAGAAUCAGUGAUAUGAGCACAUUUCACUGACUGAUGCAUGCUGUUACUUUAGUUCCAAUAAUUAUAAUGUUUUUAUUUUAUUCUUUCUGGUGGAUGGAAUUUGUAAAAUAAGAUUACACAAAGGCAUAAACAUAAAAUAAACAUUUUUUUCUCGUGAGAUUACAAAUGUAAGUUUGUGAGCCGUUGUACAGAGGGGAAGAGUGGGAUCGUUGUCAGUGUCCAAAGGCUUCACUGAGAUUUAACUGCUGUCCACUGCAUGCCUAUCUGGUCUGUAAAUCUAAUCCACAAUCAAGUACACUUCUAAAAGCCUUACGGGAAAUAUGUGUAUAUUGCUAUCUGAAUGUUUGAACAAUUCCUUGAUAUUUUUACUGUUUUGUUUCUGUCCUGGCUAAAUUGGUAUUACUUUAACUUAACUAACUAAAAGUAUAUUAAUAUAUUGGGAAAAGGAAAAAAAAUGUUUUGUUGAGCUAGCCAAAGAGUCUGCAAAUUUAUAAAAUGCCUGUGGUUGUCUUUACUAUUGAUCAGCAAAGAAGAUUAUAGAAUAUAGUGCUGUACAGGCAUUUCAAACUGACUCAAUUCUGAGUUUAAUGUAUUUAUUACUAAAUGUUUUUAAACCAAUCACAUUGUAGCCUCAUGAUCACUGGUACUUUCAAAUAAAUAUAUGUAUUCUGUGUAACUUGCUAGAAUAUACUUUGUCGUCUGUAAGCCUUUUAUCAUAAAAGUGGCAAAGGCAAGGGAAAAUAAAGAAAAGUGAGUCAAACA
Molecule: messenger RNA, 2371 nt
Organism: Chiloscyllium plagiosum (whitespotted bambooshark)
Lineage: Eukaryota; Metazoa; Chordata; Chondrichthyes; Orectolobiformes; Hemiscylliidae
Gene: tal2
Product: T-cell acute lymphocytic leukemia 2
Biological process (GO): regulation of transcription by RNA polymerase II
Molecular function (GO): DNA-binding transcription factor activity, RNA polymerase II-specific; protein dimerization activity; RNA polymerase II cis-regulatory region sequence-specific DNA binding
Source: RefSeq, a predicted model, not a curated record